ACCGGGUAAAGCCGGUGAGAAGGGGAAUGGGGGUGGGGAUAGUACGGGAUCCUUAUUUGGUUGGGACUGAGAAACGGCAAAGUAUAUGAACCCUUCUGAAGAACUACAGCUUUUCCUUUCUUUUCUUUUUUUCUUUAUUUUUGCCCCUCUCCGCAGAGUGGAAAAUUAAUGUCCACAUUCUCUCACUUCUCUUAUCUUCUUCUCUGAAAUCCCCCCUUCCUUUUUUCUUUUUUUUUUUCUUUCUUUCUCAAUUUCCCUCUUAAUUUUCACCAUGGAUUUCGAAGAUCAAGACGAACACGAAGAAGAAGAGAUGGACAUCGCGGCAGCGAGUUACGACGACUCGUUGCCCAACUCAGGAACCCGACUCAAAAUCCCCACUACUACUGACCAAAUCAUGUCAUCAUCUCCUGGACAGAGGAAACCCAAAUACAGAGAGUGCUUAAAAAAUCACGCCGUUGGCAUUGGAGGUCACGCCCUUGACGGUUGCGGCGAAUUUCUAGCCGCUGGAGCUGAAGGUACACUCGACGCUCUUAAAUGCGCCGCUUGUAACUGCCACCGCAACUUCCACCGUAAAGAAACCGACAACAACCUCAACCCCGCCGUAGGCGUCGGUCUCGGAAUCGGAGAGCCAUUUCUAUUACCCCACCCAGGACAGUUCUCCCCUUACUACCGAACUCCAGCUGGGUACCUCCACGUGGCGCCACAUCACAGGCCAUUAGCUCUCCCGUCGACAUCAGGCGGCGGUGGCACCCACAGCAGAGAAGAACAGGAAGAUAUGUCGAAUCCGAGCGGCGGAGGCGGCGGAGGAAGUAGUAGCUUUGGGAAGAAGAGAUUUAGAACAAAAUUUACACAAGAACAGAAGGACAGAAUGCUGGGACUGGCGGAGACAUUGGGUUGGAGAAUUCAAAAACACGACGAGGCGGUGGUGCAGCAGUUCUGUAACGACACCGGAGUAAAGCGGCACGUGCUUAAGGUGUGGAUGCAUAAUAACAAGCACACUCUUGGUAAGAAACCCUAGAAAACCACCCCAUAUUAAUUAAAAUUAAAACUAAAUUAUAUAUUAAAAAAAAAUCAUAACUUCAUUGUUAAAUCAAAUGUUAACUUCAACUUCUCCUCAAGAACUCUCUCUAUUUUCCCGGAUUUUUAGAUUUAGGGUUUCAUUAUUCUCAUCAGUCAUCAUCAUCAUCAUCAUCUUCUUCUUCUUCUUCUUGUUUCUUUUUUUUUUUUUUUUUGGGGUUUGUGUUAAUUAAUUGGAAUAUUUGGAUAUAUCUAUUGUAUCCACUUAUUAAAUACCCUUAAUUUUUAUAUUAGUGUGUCUUCAUUUUGUGUUAAAUCAAAUUAAUGAGUAUUUUACUUAAUGGGUUUUUCUUCCCUUCAACUACAAGUUGACUUUUUCUUCUUCAUUCGUGGAAUCUAAGGAAGGAUGAAAAAAAACGACAGAACGGGAUUUCGGAAUAACACCAACGUGUAUGAACCUACAUUUUUUCCGUUUUAACAUUACAUUCAUUCAUAUACUCCCAAUUACACACCAAAAUUGGAUUUUUUUUUUUAUAUAUAAAAAAAAUUGGUUAUUAAUAAUGUUUAAAAGUGCAAACCCCAACUGUCAUUUAUACUUACACUGGUCAUCAAUGCAAGAAACUUAUGUCCUUGAAUUACCUUUUUUGUUUUAAUUUUCAUUUCCAUUAUCCAUAGGGUAAUGUAAUCAAGUAAUGAUUAAUGAUGUCAAUUAUUUUAUGGGGAAAGAGUAAAGAGUUGAUUAUACAUAUUAUUAUAUGCAGAAUUUUUCAGAAACAUGAAAUGAAACAUAUAUGGGGUUGGUUUUUCUGAUCUGCUGGGCAUUAUUGGUCGAUAGAUCCAAUGUCUUGGUCUCAACUUUUAAUUUUGUGUUCUUUCCUUUUCAUUUUCCUUCUAUUCUCUAAGGGAACAUGUGGGCACUUCUCAACCUCCAACAUUUUUUCCCAUCUAUUUUCCUUUUUUUUCCCUCUCCCCAUCCCUUUGUCUUUCUGUCUUAAAAAAAAAGAUUUUUUUUUUGGAUAGAAGAAGGGACAUUCAGCUUUUGUCUGUGACUUGUUAGUUCAUCCUUGCAUAGAAUCUCAUCAUCAAGAUUCUUCUGUGUUUCAUCAA
Messenger RNA from Cucumis sativus (cucumber), 2124 nucleotides. Its product is annotated as zinc-finger homeodomain protein 1. Gene Ontology annotation, biological process: regulation of DNA-templated transcription; regulation of developmental process. Gene Ontology annotation, molecular function: transcription cis-regulatory region binding; DNA-binding transcription factor activity. The transcript has a single exon. Bases 272 to 1018 code for a protein of 248 amino acids. NCBI's taxonomy places the organism in Eukaryota, Viridiplantae, Streptophyta, Magnoliopsida, Cucurbitales, Cucurbitaceae. Gene Ontology annotation, cellular component: nucleus. The record is from RefSeq and is a predicted model, not a curated record.